AUGACUGACGAAGCACUGACCCAUCCCAACAAACCUGAGUACGACGCUGAUGCGUACUCGGAGAACGUCACGUGUUGUUUUCCCUUUAUAACUAAGUUGUUAAAUUAUUACAACUUGACGUUCGACAAUGCGCUAGACAGCCACAUCGGGCAAGACAGCGUGAGUCCAUGUGGUCCACGGCAAUUCCUCGACGUGGGCUCUGGCUGUGGUCAAGUGACCAUGAAGGUCCUUCUGCCCAACGUUCCAGACAAUGUAGAGAGAAUUGUAGGGGUGGACGUGUGCGCAAACAUGGUUUCCUACGCCCGGGAGCACAGUUCUCACCCAAAGCUAGCGUACGAGCAGCUGGACAUAACAGCAGACGUCUCCGAGUUCCUCGGCCUGUACGGACCUUUCGAUCGCCUCUACUGCUUCAACAGCCUUAACCGCGUGAAAGACCAGCCCACUGCAUGGAGAAACAUGGCCAAGCUACUGAAGCCUGGUGGAGAGUGUCUUCUGUUUUAUGGCGCUUGGUACGUUACACCUGAGAUUUGGAGGGCAUUGGCCAAAAAGGAACGCUGGAACAGAUUUUCGGAGCUAUGGGAAGGCCUUAUUCCGCCUUCACAGGACAUGGGGAGCACUGACGACAGGCUGAAUUACGUCCGAUCACUGGCGAAGGACGCUGGGCUAGUAUUGAGGAGCUGCGAGAUGGCUCACAUUUAUCUCCCCGUGCAACAAUGGUCGGCGGUUAGGCUUAGCGAUGCCAACACGCCCGCUGCUUCCCCAUCGGCGACCCCUCCACAGGGCCUCGCUCUCGUCGGGACCGGUUUUGAGGCGGUCGGUGACAUGGCUGCCCUCCGUGGCCUUCUCCUUCAGGCGCUCGAGGGAAUGUCCUUCCUCAGCGAUGAGGUGGCGCGGCUGCGGAGUGACCGCGAGCGUCUGCACAGUGAAAACGCACUGGCAUCCACUGAACAGGCUCCACAGCUGCUGAGAUGGCGGGCCUUCACCUCGCCGCAGACCUGCUUGCAGCACACCCUCCUGGAGUACCUGUGGUGGUGGCCAGCGACUCAAGAGCAGCUCUCCAGGUCGGAUGACGACUGCCAGUUGUGCAACCUGAAGCUGCGCCGCCAGUUUCAUGGCAUAGUUAUUCCUUUUCGGAAACUCCGCGCCCAGUGCCUCGUUCUCGAAGCCGCAGACAUUGAGUGA
Messenger RNA from Dermacentor silvarum, 1182 nucleotides. Its product is annotated as juvenile hormone acid O-methyltransferase. NCBI's taxonomy places the organism in Eukaryota, Metazoa, Arthropoda, Arachnida, Ixodida, Ixodidae. The coding region runs from base 1 to 1182 and encodes 393 amino acids. The transcript is spliced from 5 exons. The record is from RefSeq and is a predicted model, not a curated record.